AUGUCUCGGUCCAGCCGGCGUGGGCCAUGGUUGCCAGAAGAGGAUGCCACGCUGCUGCAUCUUGUCCGCACGCAAGGUCCGAACAAUUGGGUACGAAUCUCUCAGCACAUGCAACAUCGAUCGCCGAAACAAUGCAGAGAGCGCUAUCACCAGAACCUCAAGCCCUCGCUGAACCAUGAGCCUAUUUCUGCCCAGGAAGGUGAACUCAUCGAGCAACUAGUCCAGGAUAUGGGCAAGCGAUGGGCGGAAAUCGCAAGGAGGCUAGGGAACCGCAGCGACAAUGCGGUAAAGAACUGGUGGAACGGCAGCAUGAACAGGAGGAAGAGAAGUACCGUACCGCCAGGGGUCGCGUCGAAGGCCGUGGGAUAUCGGACGCAACCCAUUCCUGCAGCCCCUCCUCCGUUGUCACUCCACGAGCAUUUGUAUUUGCGCAAGCAAUCGGUACCAGAAAUGUUCUCGGGCCCACCUCAAUCUCACAGGCAGGGGCUCAGUGUAUCGAGCAUCUUCGCAGAGCCUCAUCGAUACAGUGUGCCUCCGCCGGCCGAAACUGAUGGUCUCAAGCCUCGCCAUGAGCACAGGCUCCUGUUUCACCCUCAGCAUGAACAGCACAACACCAGCACAGGUUCUGAUCAGAGCGUCAUCGCACCAGCAAGCACCGUCUCUCAUCUCGGACAAUCAGUCAAACUGUUCUAUUUCUCCUAA
Molecule: messenger RNA, 702 nt
Organism: Cladophialophora yegresii CBS 114405
Lineage: Eukaryota; Fungi; Ascomycota; Eurotiomycetes; Chaetothyriales; Herpotrichiellaceae
Exons: 2
Coding region: 1-702 (233 amino acids)
Biological process (GO): positive regulation of transcription by RNA polymerase II; mitotic cell cycle
Cellular component (GO): nucleus
Molecular function (GO): DNA-binding transcription factor activity, RNA polymerase II-specific; RNA polymerase II cis-regulatory region sequence-specific DNA binding
Source: RefSeq, a predicted model, not a curated record